AUGGAUCACACAUCACUACUCAUUCUUACAACAGCCCUCUUCAUCAUAAUAUCCAUCUCCUCCACACCCUGCACUUCCUCCCACGACCCGUGCCCGUUCUCCAAACCCGGCCCGGACCUCUCCAUCAUCCACAUUUACGGCAAAUGCUCCCCCUUCGACCCGCCCAAGCCCGACUCCUCGUGGCCCACCACAAUCCUCAACAUGGCCACCAAAAACGACCCAAAACGAAUCUCCUACCUAUCCAGCCUGGCGACGGCCCAGAACAAGCCCACAUCCGCCCCAAUCGCCCCUGGCCACGUCAUAAACGUCGGCAACUACGUCGUCCGGGCCCGAAUUGGCACUCCGGGCCAGCUCAUGUUCAUGGUCCUCGACACGAGCAACGACGCCGCGUGGGUCCCGUGCGCCAACUGCACGGGCUGCUCGUCAAAUUACUCUUUCGCCCCCAACACGUCCUCCACUUACGGGCCCGUCGACUGCUCCGGGCCCGAAUGCGCCCAAGCUAGCGGGCUCUCGUGCCCGGCCGCCGGCCCCGGCCCGUGCCUCUUCAACCGAACCUACGGCGGUGACUCCUCGUUCUCCGCCACCCUGGCGCGCGACUCGUUUUCCCUCGGCAACGACGUGAUUCCCGACUACGCGUUCGGGUGCGUGGGCUCGGUUUCGGGCUCGUCGGUCCCGGCCCAGGGUUUGUUGGGCCUGGGCCGUGGCUCCUUGUCGCUGUUGGCCCAAUCAGGAGCCCGUUACUCCGGGAUUUUUUCGUACUGCUUGCCGAGCUUCAAGUCGUAUUAUUUCUCGGGCUCGUUGAGGCUCGGCCCGUUGGGCCAGCCCAAGAGCAUCAAGACUACGCCGCUUCUGAAAAACCCACACCGACCCUCGCUUUACUAUGUUAAUCUGACGGGCGUUAGUGUGGGUCGGGUUAAUGUGCCUGUGGACCCCACGCUUUUGGAUUUUGACCCGAAUACUGGGGCGGGGACGAUUAUUGAUUCGGGCACGGUGAUAACGCGGUUUGUUCGGCCCGUUUAUGAUUUGGUCAGGGAUGAGUUCAGGAGGCAGGUGAAGGGCCCGUUUAGUUCGUUGGGGGCUUUCGACACUUGCUUUGCGGCCACGAACGAUGAGCUGGCGCCGGUGAUCACGUUUCGUUUUACGGGGAUGGAUUUGAAGUUACCGACGGAGAACAGCUUGAUACACAGCAGCUCGGGGUCGUUGGCUUGUUUGGCGAUGGCGGCUGCGCCGGAUAAUGUGAACUCGGUGCUCAAUGUGAUUGCGAAUUUGCAGCAGCAGAAUCUGAGGAUCGUGUUUGAUACGGUUAACUCUCGUUUGGGGAUUGCUCGGGAAGUUUGUAAUUAG
Molecule: messenger RNA, 1344 nt
Organism: Striga asiatica
Lineage: Eukaryota; Viridiplantae; Streptophyta; Magnoliopsida; Lamiales; Orobanchaceae
Source: the annotation of a GenBank genome assembly